AUGAAGCUCGAGGAUAUCCAGUUGACUCUGGACGGUGGCGAGUGUAUACCAGAGAUUGUUUCUGCUCUUGUCACACUGAAGUACGAGAAGGGGGAGAAGAAGUCUCGGGAUCACCGGACUCGACGGGUUGAGUCGUUCAAAGAACCAAGCCUCAAGACCGUCGAUCUCGUCCUAAUCCUCCUCGCCCACGGCCUCCGUUAUGGCUUGUUCAAAGACGGCGCUACAUUGGACAAAAUCCUUACAGCGGCCAAAGCCCGUGGUGACCGAACUCUUCGAUGGAAACAUCCUGAAUACCCCUUCAUUCCCACCAUGACUCGCCCAAGGGCUGGAAUAUGGAUACUGUCAAGCCCGGCAAGUUAUGAACAGAUAUGGAGUACUAUCCGCAAUAUGGGUGCUGCGAAGGAUCUUGUUCGACUCCAGAAGGACAUCAUCACUAUAGCAGACGGUGGUGCCUCGAGAGCUCUAGGACAUGGCGAUCCGCGGUCCACUAGAUGUUACAACGGACAAGAGGAUGAGGCACUCGGCAAGCACAAGACUAAGCUACCAACCACGGCCAUUGACAAACGGAUUGUUCAGUCGGGCAAUGCGUACCGAAAGCUCACCCGGCCCGAUAUAAAACUGUCGAUCAACGGCUACUUGAUACAGAACUCCGACGAUGUUUAUAAGGUGUUACCGCCUUCCUGCUUGCGCACCUUCCCUACAGGCACGGUGCCACCUGCCUACCAUGGAUUCAUGGGGACGACAAGACCUCUCAGUUUCUUCCUCUCACCCAAGCCAGGCAAAGAGAACGAUGGAAACCACGAAUGGAAGGCAGUACGAGUCCGCUACGCGGUGUCUGCAUUGAGGCAACAUCGCCAACAAUGGGAAAAGACACAAAACGGUCCAAAAGACCAACAGUCGGAUAUCUACAAGCGGUUCAAAGGAAAGGAUUGGGUUCCAUCGACCAGACUAUUAUCUUCUUCUACUACUCGACCAUCCUCUUCCAUCCAACUCAAUGAUGACAACAGCAAUCUCGACCUUGACGGGGAUACCCUUAUCCCUGACGUUCUGGACCCUGCCCUCUUCGAACCAUUCGAUCCUGAUGUUGACGAUGAAGAUGAGAAGUCUUGCGAACUCUGGGAUACACUGGAGUCGGCGAACAUCAAGGAGUCGGCUACUAGUACAUUGGCCCACGACGAGCAAGGGGAAGACCUUACUAUGCAGAGUUUGGAGAUGCUCUUGACGGAUUUGCAACACUAUCUUGCUGCUAUGGAGAAGGAGGAGGUUGAUCCUCUGAACCUCUCACCUGUCGAAUUUGUCCACUACUUCUCUCGCUACAACAUCGUUGUCAACAAUCGGAUCAAAGGGGGCAAAAGUGCUCCUCUCGAGAAUUUCAAAGGCAGGGUCGAAUAG
Capronia coronata CBS 617.96 is the source of this 1392-nucleotide messenger RNA. RefSeq lists its product as uncharacterized. Lineage: Eukaryota; Fungi; Ascomycota; Eurotiomycetes; Chaetothyriales; Herpotrichiellaceae. The transcript is spliced from 4 exons. The record is from RefSeq and is a predicted model, not a curated record. The coding region runs from base 1 to 1392 and encodes 463 amino acids.